AUGUUGUUCUUUUCGUUAACAGGCCCAGUCCAGUAUGGAGAACUUUUAGAGAAAAAAGAGGAUACUAAAAAACAGGCACCAAUAGAAUUGUCAGGGAAAGAUGACUAUCACGAACAGGUUUAUGAAGAGAAUGAGUCUUUAUGGCUUGUAGAGGUAGUUCCUGGAGAGGGCCAGUACACAGGCCACCGUCUUCUGGAUGACCGCUCUUGGCGUAUCCUGGCACCCAAGCUGCAGGCUCUCCAGAUCAGCAGUGCCGUCAUCAGCUGCCAGUUUGAUCGUAGAUUCUGUGCACGACAAGGCUGGAGUCACCCACAGCUGGUACUGGUGCUGCCCCCAAGGAAACAGGGAAACAUGCAGAGUAGCUGGAUCAAUGGCCAGACAGCAGGAAGAGAGCACAUUGUUUUGGCGUCAACAACACAUCUCACUGCUGCUUCAGUUCUUUCAUGGCUUCAUGGCCAAAUACAGUCAAGAAUUCAGGUUGUCAAUUGCUUGACACAGCUUGAAGAAAUUUGGUUCAAUACUACAGCUGUCAGUAAAGAAAAGAUCCCACGUGUGGUUUAUAUCUCUGAGUUGAUGAACCCACCAUUACUGAUUGCAACUCUUGGUCUCCGACUGUCAACUCGGAUUAAGCUUGCGUCUUUCACUGUCAAGUACGAAGAAAGGGAACAAGUUUCCCAGUUGCUUAGAAGGACAGGACUAAGUGGAAUACCAAAUAUAGCUGUUGUCACAGCAGAAGGAGUAACUUCGUAUGGCAAGCAGAAGGGAGAGUCUCUCACAAACACUGCCCUCGAUUCCUACAUGUGUACUCUGCAGCCUCAAAUGAAUGAUGUCUUUUUAGUAUCACUUGUGCUGGCCAAUGCCUUAGCAGUUGCUGAUAUAUUUAAUGUGUUUGAUGUCCGAGUGAGAGCAUGGAAACAUGCCAUUCGCACUCUGAUACGAAUGCUCGUAUACAACAUAUUUGUCUUUGUUGUUUGGCUUGCUUUUACUGCAAUUCUCAAGUUUCCAUUAGCUAAUAUUUUUCUUGAAUCUGGGUUAUGGUUGAUCUCCUAUUUAAACUCUACUUGGCUUUUUGCUCAGCUAAGAUACCAUUGGCUUAUGAUUGCAAGGCAUCCCAUCAUAUUUUGGAUGUCAGCGCAUAUUUUCGGCAUCAUUGUCAUCCUGAGGAGGGUCAUCUCAAGAAGGGAAAGUGAACCAGCUGACAUGGAUUCCAAUUGGUGGUCAAUAUUCUCAAUGGAUUCCUACUUGGUUGACGUUCUUUUCCGUCCCAUGGCCUCACUGUCUCGCCCAAGGCCGUCUCAAGAUUUAGGUCUGGAGGAGGGCAUGGAGCUCCUCAUAGAGCGAUUAGCCACACCAGACUUGUGGCUACAUCCUGUUAUACCAAAUGACUACAUGAAGGAUUUGCCAACUUGGAGGUAUGAUGGCUGGGGCAACGAGGAAGACCUAAAAUCAGAAAGUGAAACGGAUAUUGAUAGUGUCAGUGAUAAUGAAAAUGAUAUUCUACUGGACAUACAUGCCUGUUGUCAAGAGGAAAAUUGUAGGCUAUGUGAGCUUUGGACUACAGUGAAAGAAAUAUAUGUGUGCCAUCGAUGUGCAAUCUUGAAAAGGAAAUUGGAGAGGCAGUACUUGAGGUACAGAAAAAUCAGUGACAGCUGUCUUCAAAACAUUACAUAUGAAAAGUUAUUAAAAGUUUGUGAAAAUUGUUCAAAAACAAAGAAACAAAAUGCAGCUCUCAAUUCCCAACAGAGUGAUUCAUUGAAGGAUGUAUGGCUGCUUUCACCUCAGAGACUGACAGAGUUAAAAUGGACAGCACCAUCAUAUGCAAUAGAAAGUCGGGUAUGUGCAAUAUGCCUAGGAAGGUACCGAUGGUCAGCAGUUUUGUGUGGCCUUCCAUGUGGACACAACUACCACCAUUCUUGCAUUACAGAGUGGUUAUUAAAAGAUAACCACCAUUGUCCAACAUGCCGUUGGCCAUCAUAUAAAAAUAAACCAGCUAAUACUACGCAUGAGCAUGAAGAAUAAACAGCAAAUAAAGUGUGAUCUGAUGUAAUAUUCUUGAGUAAUAUUUUAUAGUUGAUAUUAUGAUGAUGAUAUUAUUCUAGAACAUAUACAUGAAUUGUCAGUUAUAAUUACCAAGCAUGAUAUUACUACAUUUAUGGGUUUUCAAGUGCCCAGAGCUUCCUUAGGUUAAAUUUGUUGUCUUACAGUUGUUCAUGUUUCUGAAAGACCCUCACAUUUAUCCUAAGAAAACAUACGUGAUUAAUGUUUCUCCCAAAUUUAAUUUUCUCCCAAAGCAAAUAAAAAUCUCAAAAAAAGGUAUAAGUAUAAUCAUGAUAACAAUUAUUAAUAAUGAUGAUGAUAAUAAUAAUAUUUAGCCUCAGUUCUUUCUAUUCCUCCUUUUCUUUUCUUUUGUUCAAGUUCAUGAAAUGAGCUGAUUUUUUUCUUUUUCUUCAUAUUUCUGAAAUUAGAAUUGAAGUAAAGGAAGCAUAUAUAUAUAUAUAUAGUCAUCAUGUCAUAAAAGAAAAAAAAAUGUUGUAUAAGGCUUGCGCUUCUUGUGAUAUAUGCAGACAUUAUUAAUUACUUAUAAAACUCAUAAAGAAUUAUUAUGCAGAAUCAGUUUGAUAGAGGGAAAGAUUUUUUUUUUUUUUUUUAUUCUGAAUAAUUGUUCUGGAGAUUUUUUCAUUCCAACUAUGCGGUAUUAACUAUGCGAUACGUGAUAUUGUAACGGUAAAAUGCUGCUUAAAGAAAGUGUGUAAACAUUUCUGGGUUAGCUUUGUUACCUUAGUUGGCAAAAGUCACCCAUGAUGUAGUGUAAGUAUAAGUAUAAUCAUGAUAACAAUAAUAAUGAUGAUGAUAAUAAUAUUUAGCCUCAGUAAAUUCUGAAGCAAGAUUGAAAUGUGAUUCUCUGUUCUUAUUUUUUCUCUCUUUUUCUUUUCUUUUGUUCAAGCUUAUGAAAUGAGCUGAAUUUUUUCAUUUUCUUCUUAUUUCUCAAAUUAGAAUUGAAAUA
Molecule: messenger RNA, 3004 nt
Organism: Penaeus indicus
Lineage: Eukaryota; Metazoa; Arthropoda; Malacostraca; Decapoda; Penaeidae
Product: E3 ubiquitin-protein ligase RNF103-like
Exons: 5
Coding region: 1-2019 (672 amino acids)
Biological process (GO): protein ubiquitination
Cellular component (GO): endoplasmic reticulum
Molecular function (GO): ubiquitin-protein transferase activity
Source: RefSeq, a predicted model, not a curated record